This is a messenger RNA of Macadamia integrifolia, 1077 nucleotides long. RefSeq lists its product as uncharacterized. Bases 1 to 1077 code for a protein of 358 amino acids. NCBI's taxonomy places the organism in Eukaryota, Viridiplantae, Streptophyta, Magnoliopsida, Proteales, Proteaceae. The record is from RefSeq and is a predicted model, not a curated record. The transcript is spliced from 3 exons.
AUGAGGCCUGGGGAAAAUCACCCUGAGUGCCCCAUUUCCGAUCCUUCGUCCUCUAGUGACGACACUUCCAGUAGUCAGGGCUCUGACGACAGCUCAGGCUCUAACGACAGCUCGGGCUCGGGCAGCAGCUUGGGCUCUGAGUCUGUGGAGGUGGUCUCGCCAGAGACCGUCCCGAGCAGAGCUAGGUCUGGCUCGACUGCCUUAGCUCAACCCCCUAGUGCCGCGGCAGCAGCUGGGUCAGAGCGCAACGCUGGAUAUGUUCAGGAAGAUGUUCUUGGUAAGAGCCACACCUCAGGGUGGUACUACUUCAACAAGAGGGAGAGGGACAGUCCUUACAGCGACCUGAAGAUGUUCCUCAACAUGCCCUCCUCGGUGAAGAAGUGGAAGGAGAGGUACUUCUACGUGGCGAUGGAGGGAAACCCCUUCAAGAGCAGGUGGGUCAAGCCCACCCAAUCCGUGCUGAACCGAGCACCCAAGCUCUCCCCAACUGACCUCCAAACAUAUCAAAUGUGUUUGGGUGGGGAGGCUGUGGAUGUCUGCAUGCUACAGAAUGAAGACUUCCUCCAGGAAUUUGGGCUGAGUGAAGUCCCUGUGGUUAAUGUGAAGGUAGACAAUAAGGCCCUGGCCGCGGCGGCAGCGGAAGCGAGGAAAAAAGAUACGGCCGACCAGGCUGCCAAGAAGGCCGUUGACAAGGGCAAGGCCGCGGCUAGCCCCAACCCGAAUGUGAAGGUCGCCCCUCCAACUGGUGCGGGCAACAAGUCUUCGCCCCUUAUUAUUGGGGGCAAGCAAGGGAAGGAGAUGCCCCCUCCAAUACAAUAUUCAGCUCGGCACAGGGCUCCGGGCUCUGUGAAGGCGAAGGAACCAGCUGGCGCGAUAAAGAAGGCGCCUGGGCAAACCGGCACACCUGACCAAGCUGGGGCAGGGUCCAACGUCCAAAAAAGGAGGCGCUCGCCAGUUGACGAGGGGCAGCAAGGAAACCCUCCAAAGGUGGCUCGAACAGGGAAGCAGCCCGCAGACCCCUGGGUGGACCUGUUGGAGAACGGCACCAUUCUGGAUCCCUCGGCAACUCAGACUUGA